AUGCCCCGACGGGGAAGACCACCAGGGUCGGGACUACGGAGGAAGGUCGUGGAUUGGAGGAAGCAGCGAGAUUUGGACGAUCUGAGGAAAUAUGACGAUACGGAAAGUGACGAGGGUGAAUUGCGAGCGAGAGAUAUGCGCAUGGUUGGUGGGCGAUUCGUGAGUGACGAGCUACGGUUUACCGGGUAUGAUUUGGGACAGCGAGGGGAUGAUUCCGAGUCCGCAGAGGAGGUAUUUGGACAUGACGUUUCGGAAGAUGACACUUUGCACACAUUGUCACCUACGGAACGAGAAGACUUUUUGAUUGACACGGCAAUGGAACGAAUACGGCGCGCACAACAAUCUGGGCAAAGCAAUGUCAGCCUUAGUAAAGCUGAAAUGGAAGCCCUCGAGGGUCUCCGAAGCCAGCGAAAUCGGUCGGGCGGAAAGCAAAGCAGCUUGGGCAGAGUAUCAGGCAGCGACCAAGGCCGGCGAGCUCGCGAACUCUCCAAUGCAUCCCUGAGUUCAAAAGCAUCGAGUGGUCCACGGAGCAGAAGAUCAUCAAUGCUUGGAGAAGAUAGUCCACCAUAUUCUACCGGUGGCGGUCUAGCUCCACCAGGCUUCGUGGUUCGCGAACCCAACGGCGGCACCACGUACGCACCUUUGGGCUACUAUGGCCAACCGGCUAUCCGCUCUCCAUCAGCAAACUCAUCGGCCGCCCUCUCAGACAGCUCGCCUCGGCUUCAUUCGAGUCGAUAUUACUCCCCACCUGAGAAUAACAUUUCAAGCACUCUUCAUCCACUGUCACCAGCGCUUUCAGCGCGAGGCGGUCCCGUCGAUGAGCUUGACUGGUCGCCACGGUCUCGCUCUCAUUCUGCCGCUCAGAUUUGGAACCUUGACCCUUCUUCGCCUCACUCAACCCAACCACAGCCGUACUCGCCAACAUAUUCAUCGUCUUCGCCUUACUCCGAGCCACGACAUAACUGGUCCAGCCCAUCGGAGCUGCAGUACUCUGCAAUCCGGCGAGUUCCGCCACCUGCCACUGCGGCCACCAUAGCCCGCUAUCCGCGUGCUCCGGCCCGCGUCCCGCCUGUGAGCUCUACCUCUGAUCCUUCAGUCGCAACUCGCAGGAGACCAGUGGCUCCUGACUCGUCGUGGAUCAAUGUUGAACCUUCUGCCAGCGGUCCUGGCAGCGGUGCUGCUGCAUACGAUUACGAUACGGGUGACGAUGAGGUUAGAGUCAUUGAGCGAACUCCCUCCGCCGGCGGGCUCUUGACAACUGCUUCUCCCUCUUCUUCGCCUGCCGAUGCUCCUGGGUCAUCUGCUCGCUCAGGGUCAGGGAAUGCGGCCUAUACUCGUCAACGGAGGCAAAAGCGAUAG
Molecule: messenger RNA, 1359 nt
Organism: Xylona heveae TC161
Lineage: Eukaryota; Fungi; Ascomycota; Xylonomycetes; Xylonales; Xylonaceae
Exons: 1
Coding region: 1-1359 (452 amino acids)
Source: RefSeq, a predicted model, not a curated record